AUGUUAUUGAUCAAGCUCAGUCACACUCCAAUGGAGUCAACGGCCCGAAAUCGGUUUUUACUUAUCUUCUUCUUCUUCUGUCUCAACACAAAAUUAGCCCUUUCAGCAGCCUCUCUCUUCCCCAAAGAAGCUCUACCCACAAAAUCAGGCUAUCUUCCAGUCAAUCCCAGUUCCGACUCCACCAUUUUCUAUCUCUUCUAUGAAGCUCAGAAACCAAUAUCAACUCUCUCCAAAACCCCAAUUCUCAUAUGGCUCCAGGGUGGCCCGGGAUGCUCCUCCAUGAUCGGAAAUUUCUACGAGCUAGGUCCAUGGCGUGUCAAUUUCAACAAAAAACCCGAUGAACCACUGGCACUCGAACCCAACCCGGGUUCGUGGAACCGGAUAUUCGGUCUACUUUUCAUCGACAACCCGAUCGGAACCGGGUUCAGUGUCGCAUCCAAACCCGAAGAGAUACCCAGAAAUCAGACCAGAGUCGCCGAACACCUAUUCACAGCCUUAAAGGCGUUUAUCAAAUCAGACUCAUCAUUCAAAUCUCGGCCAAUUUAUAUAACAGGCGAGAGCUAUGCGGGAAAGUACGUUCCGGCAAUUGGGUACUACAUUUUGAAGAAGAACGCCGAGUUACCGAGCUGGGAUCGGAUUAAUUUAGCAGGAGUCGCGAUAGGAAACGGGUUGACCGAUCCGGAAAUUCAAGUAUCGACCCACGCGGCAAACGUUUACUUCUCCGGUUUGGUCAAUGAGAGGCAAAGGGGGGAACUCGAAAUGCUUCAAUCGGAGGCCGUGGCUCUGACCAAGGCCGGGAACUGGAGCGCCGCGACGGACGCGAGAAACAGAGUACUGCAAAAGCUUGAGAACAUGACGGGUUUAGCCACUUUGUACGAUUUUUCUAAGAAGGAAGCUUACAAGGACGAGAUGGUAGAGGAGCUUUUACAAAACGACGACGUUAAGAAAGUGUUGGGAGUGAAAGGGUCCGUAGUUUAUGAGAUAUGUAGCGAUUUGGUGGGGGAAAUACUCCACGAGGAUGUGAUGAAGAGCGCGAAGUACAUGGUGGAAUGGCUGGUGAAGAAAAGCAAGGUUUUGCUUUACCAAGGGCAUUUUGAUCUGAGAGACGGCGUCGUUUCGACGGAGGCUUGGGUGAAGACUUUGAAUUGGGAAGGGAUUGAGAAUUUUUUGAACGCAGAGAGAAAAGUUUGGAAAGUGAAUGGAGAUGAACUAAGUGGGUAUGUGCAGAAAUGGGGUAGUUUAACGAACGUCGUCGUUUUGGGGGCUGGUCAUUUGGUGCCCACUGAUCAAGCUUUGAACUCUCAGGCUAUGAUUGAAGACUGGGUUUUGGAUAGUGGGUUGUUCCAGAAGGGGAAUUAUUCGACUACUUUUAUGAACCAAAUCUGAAAGUAAGGUUGUUACUUGUUACUUGUUACUUAACCAAAUAAGUGAUUUUAUUAGCUAGAAACAAACUAAUAUAUCGUUAUUUGUUAAGACAAGACUAUUGCACAUGUCUAGUGUUUCCAGGAAGCAAGGAAUUGAAUGUUCCCUCACCCAUGAAAAACUGCCCAAAUAAAUAAAUAAAUAAAUUUCUUUAGAUCUUAUCCAAA
Molecule: messenger RNA, 1589 nt
Organism: Cannabis sativa
Lineage: Eukaryota; Viridiplantae; Streptophyta; Magnoliopsida; Rosales; Cannabaceae
Product: serine carboxypeptidase-like 50
Exons: 1
Coding region: 1-1386 (461 amino acids)
Biological process (GO): proteolysis
Molecular function (GO): serine-type carboxypeptidase activity
Source: RefSeq, a predicted model, not a curated record